Ananas comosus (pineapple) is the source of this 2360-nucleotide messenger RNA. RefSeq names its product ADP,ATP carrier protein 2, chloroplastic-like. The transcript is spliced from 5 exons. Gene Ontology annotation, molecular function: ATP:ADP antiporter activity. The coding region runs from base 60 to 1973 and encodes 637 amino acids. The record is from RefSeq and is a predicted model, not a curated record. Gene Ontology annotation, biological process: nucleotide transport. Gene Ontology annotation, cellular component: membrane. NCBI's taxonomy places the organism in Eukaryota, Viridiplantae, Streptophyta, Magnoliopsida, Poales, Bromeliaceae.
CUCUUUCACACUCUCACUCUCUCUCUCUUUCUCUUCUCGGAUAUUUUCCUGAGAUCGAAAUGGCGGGAGUCCUCCUAUCCCUCCCCUCCACUCCCCAAUUCCGACCCUUCCGCCCCCUCCACACCGCCACCCCCCGCCGACUUUGCCCCUUGCGCACCAGAAUCGUCGCCGACUUCCCCCCACCGUCUCUCCGGUACCGGAACCGGCCGCCGACAUCUGACGACAACAACCCAAUUCGCAGCUUCUACGAGAGAGAAAAGCCCCUUCCCCUCCAUCUCUGCCGCGCUGGAGCGGGUGUGAUCAACGAUGGAAACAACCCCACCAAAUUCCUCGGCAUCGAGGUUUCGACGCUGAAGAAGAUCGUCCCCCUGGGCGUCAUGUUCUUCUGCAUCCUGUUCAACUACACCAUUCUAAGGGACACCAAGGACGUGCUGGUCGUCACCGCAAAAGGGAGCAGCGCCGAGAUCAUCCCCUUCUUGAAGACGUGGGUGAACUUGCCCAUGGCGAUAGGGUUCAUGCUCCUAUACACCAAGCUCUCCAAUGUGUUGUCCAAGGAGGCCCUCUUCUACACUGUUAUCUUCCCCUUCAUCGCCUUUUUUGGGGCCUUUGCCUUCGUUUUGUACCCGCUUAGGGAUGUUAUCCACCCCACAGCGCUAGCCGAUAGGCUUUUGGCGAAGCUAGGCCCGAGCUUUCUCGGGCCCGUCGCGAUCCUGAGGAUCUGGAGCUUCUGCUUGUUCUACGUGAUGGCGGAGCUUUGGGGGAGUGUGGUGAUCUCGGUGCUCUUUUGGGGUUUUGCUAAUCAGAUUACUACUGUUGAGGAAGCAAAAGAAUUCUAUCCUUUGUUUGGGCUUGGAGCUAAUGUGGCCCUAAUCUUCUCAGGUCGCACUGUAAAGUACUUUUCUAACUUGAGAAAGAAUUUGGGGCCCGGUGUUGAUGGUUGGGAGAUAUCACUGAAAGGAAUGAUGAGCAUUGUAGUGCUGUUGGGUCUUGUUAUUUCCGCAAUCUACUGGGCAGUUAACAAAUUUGUUUUGAAUGAUCCUUCUCUUCCAAGAACAGUACGCAGAAAGAAGGACAAACCUAAACUAGGUAUGGGUGAGAGUCUGAAAUUUUUGAUAUCUUCUAGAUAUGUGAGGGAUCUUGCCACACUGGUGGUGGCCUACGGUAUAAGUAUUAAUCUUGUUGAAGUCACGUGGAAAUCGAAGCUCAAAGCACAGUUCCCAAGCCCUAACGAAUAUUCUUCUUUCAUGGGUGAUUUUUCUACUGCUACUGGUAUAGCAACUUUCAUGAUGAUGUUGUUGGGCCGAGUUAUACUUAGAAAAUUCGGCUGGGGGGUUGCAGCCAUGAUCACUCCAACAGUUCUACUUAUCACUGGAGUUGGGUUUUUCUCACUAAUUUUAUUUGGCGAACCAUUGGUUCCUAUUCUAGCUAAGUUUGGCAUGACUCCUCUACUUGCGGCAGUUUAUGUGGGUGCAAUGCAGAAUAUUUUCAGUAAGAGCGCCAAAUAUAGUUUAUUUGACCCUUGCAAGGAGAUGGCUUACAUUCCUUUGGAUGAAGACAUGAAGGUUAAGGGGAAGGCCGCCAUUGAUGUUGUGUGCAACCCCUUGGGAAAAUCAGGAGGCGCAUUAAUACAACAAUUCAUGAUUUUGACAUUCGGGUCCCUUGCAAAUUCAACUCCUUACCUUGGAGGCAUACUUCUUGUGAUUGUUCUUUCAUGGUUGAGUGCCGCAAGGUCCUUAGAUAAACAAUUUUCUUCAUUAGCUAAGCAGGAGCUCAAGAAGGAGAGAAUGCUCAAAGAGAAAGUAGAAAAUGCAGUUUUGGGUGCAAAGGAGGAGUUAAAGGAGAAGGAAAAUGGUUCUCUGCAUGAAUCAUUAGCUAUUAGUGAGAAUUUAUCAAACGGGUUGUUACCAGCGAAGCAGGAGUCAGCUGAUGAAUCAGAGAAUUCAUCAGAAACCCCCACCCGCAAAGCUAAGUGAGUUAUUUUCAUAGGUAAUUUUGUGCAGGCAAGUUGAUAGGAAUCAUUAGAAUUUAUCUGUUCAGCUAUCUCGCUUUACUAUUUGAAAAUUACAUUACAGGAACAACUAUGCAGUUAUUUCAUUUGGCUUUAAUCUUAGAAAAUAGGUCUGGCCUGUUCUCCUAAAUAUUGUUUCUAAACUAUGUAGUCUAUAUUGUAUUUUUAGUUUCCAAUUUAGCUCAUGAAAGCAUAGAACUAGUCCGAUUCAUAGUUCUAAAUUCCGAUAGAAAAAAAAAAUACAUUGCUGUGCUAUUUUAUGUAAUCAUGUUAUAAAACCUUUAUGCUAAUUUUGAUCCAUUAGAAGUGUCUGGAAGUUGUGCAGGCAAAUGCUUUUUCUAGAGGAUUCUCA